AUGGAAGAGGCAUUCUAUUCAAAAGUAAAUGCAUAUAUUGAAGCCCUUAAUAAAAGAAAACGAAUAUAUAAUAUUGAUGACAUUGUGGGGUUGAAAGUUUCCGAUGUUGAUCGUACUCAUACUUCAUCGACAAUAUUACCGUGCAAGAUUGUUCGUUCAAGUGAUCAAACUGGAGAAACAUUAUAUACAGUAGCUAGUAAAAAUGGUAUUAUGAAAGAAUGCUUCCAAUCUUCCAUGUUCCUUGAUUUGACCACGUCUAAUUUUGCAUCAUUGCGUGAUAUGAACACUGAAUCUUUACCUUCUAUUACAUUUAUACAAGCAUGUCAACUUUACACAAAUUUCAAAAAUAGUGAUACAUGUAAAUGUGCUGGUGAUUGCAGCACAAAUCGAUGUCAAUGCAAACGAAAGAAGAUAAAAUGCUGUUCAAAAUGCCAUAAUGGCAAUGGUGAAAAAUGCAAAAACUGUUAG
Adineta ricciae is the source of this 468-nucleotide messenger RNA. The record is from the annotation of a GenBank genome assembly. NCBI's taxonomy places the organism in Eukaryota, Metazoa, Rotifera, Eurotatoria, Adinetida, Adinetidae.